AUGGCGGACGAUGAGGUGAGUACUUACUUGAAACGUCGAGUAUGGUCCUUUCUUAGAGUUGUUUCUCGUGACAUUUCUUAUUCGAACAACACACAGCACUAUUCCAGAGCAGCACACUUGCACCGUGCUACAGAGGUGCAACCAAAAGACAGCCCGCACAGGGCUCAGGACACCUUGGCAAAGAAGGCGAAACAGGCCGAGAUCGAGCGCAAGCGCGCUGAGGUGCGCAAGCGUCUCGAGGAGGCCUCCAAGGCCAAGAAGGCCAAGAAGGGUUUCAUGACCCCCGAGAGGAAGAAGAAGCUCCGACUGCUGCUGAGAAAGAAAGCUGCUGAGGAACUGAAGAAGGAACAGGAACGCAAAGCAGCUGAGAGGAGACGCAUCAUUGAAGAGCGCUGCGGCAAGCCCAAGAACGUUGACGACGCCAAUGAAGAGACAGUUAAGCGUGUGCUCAGGGAAUAUCACAAUAGAAUCAACGCUCUGGAAGAUGAAAAAUAUGAUCUGGAGUAUACUGUUAAAAAGAAAGACUUUGAGGUAGAGAAAACAUGUGUAAUCAUUACAACUCCAUCUUCAGUGUCACACUUUCUAUUAAUUACAACUAUCUCCGACCUCAACAGCCAAGUCAAUGACCUUCGUGGCAAGUUCAUGAAACCCACUCUGAAGAAGGUAUCCAAAUAUGAGAACAAGUUUGCUAAGCUGCAGAAGAAGGCAGCUGAGUUCAACUUCCGCAACCAAUUGAAGGUUGUCAAGAAGAAGGAAUUUACCCUUGAGGAGGAAGACAAAGAACCCAAGAAAUCCGAGAAGGCAGAAUGGCAGACGAAGAAGUAGAUUUGAAAAUUACAAUCACACACAAUAAUACAUUUAUCUCAUAUUCAUUAAAGCUGAAUUUAAUAUUUAUCUGUAAUAUUUUUUUUUUUUGAAAUCAAAGAAAUUAGUUAAUUAUUGAGAGAAAGGGUGCAGUUCCAUAAUGUUACUCAUUGAAAAUAUUUAAAAUUAAUAAUUUGUUAAGAUCUAUUUCAAUAUAUAAAAUUAAGAAAUAAUACAAAAUAUAUUAUCAAACUAUGAUGUUUCUUUUUUACCUUACACUUAAUGCAGGAUUUCAGUUUAAUACUUGCAUUAUUUUACCACACAUCUCAUUUAAUUACAAAAAUACCACAUGACAAAUAAUAUUUAUUUUUAUGCAUCAUUUUCCACUCUGACAUUUUACAAUUUUUGUCUGUGUUGUUGAAGUAGAUAUAUUUUUUGUAUAUUUUGUGUUCACUGUUUUUGAAAAACCAAAAUGUGUUGUCCUGUGAAUAGCAGUACAAUUUUACAUGUAUACCUAAUCAUUUUUGUGUAGAUUCAGAUACAAAUCCAUAACUUGUUUAGUAGAUAGUUUGACCAAGAAUGUUCUAUCAAUAACACCUUCUGGUCCUGAUUUUUCAUUUUUUCUAUUUUUUUAUUUUGAAUGACAAUUUUUAGCUUUUUUUCAAACUUAUGAUUUGUGAUGCUUUUUGUAGUAGUUAAAAGUUAUUUUAAUAAUACCAAAAUAGAGCACAUCAUCCUGUGCAAUUUUUGAAUGUGUGAUUUGUGAUUGAUUGCUGUUCAAUUCACUCCAACCAUUUCAAAAACAUAUUUGAAACGGUUUGGUUGAAAAUUCAAUCUCCUAUUGUUUUCAACUUACAAUGGGAACAACGCAUAGUAUUUGUAACAGAGAAGAAACCAGACUGGUCCAAGAAAGGUGAUAAGGUAGAAGAGAAAGUUGAAGCAUGAAUUUCUUAAUCAUUACUUCACACACAUGAUUUUUAUUUUUGAUGUUAAAUACUCCAAAUUAUUCUAUACUUUUUAAGUCAUUUAGAAAUAACAAAUUAUGUAACAAUAACAUUUUUCUGCAACAAUAAUUUUUUACCAAAAGUUCCAGAUUUCACUGUGAGGAGUUCAUAUUUUCUCGAAAUUUUAUUUUUUUAUGACUUACAUUACAAAUCACAAAGCGAAACACAAUAUGCACGUUGUAUAUCAUUUGAUUUUUGUUUUACUUUGUUGAUUUUGAAUGUGCAUUUUUUAUGUUUGUUUUUAUUCAUGUAAAUUUUCAACAUUGCAUGAACAUUUACCACACAUGGUAAAAAAAAUAUUACUAUUCUUGUUCAUGCAAAUCACUUCCUCUACAUUUUUUAUGUGAACACCAGAUAGUGAAAUAACUCCAUGAAAACAGAAUGUAGAUCUAAAUCCAAAAAUAAGUGUAGAGUAUAUAGUUUGUCUUAAAUGUAUGUACUCCUUCACUGGCCAUAAGAACAAAAACUAUAAUGACAGUAAAAUGUGAUACCAAAGUGUACAAGACACUUCAUUAAAGUGUUUAUCUCUUCGUUAUCCUUAUGUGUUUCCUCCAAUUUGCUCCUUUCAAUUCCAACAUAAGUGUGAAAUGAAUAAAUGUCUUCUUGUUUGUAUGCUUAUAUCUACUCUGCUACCAAGCAAAUAGAUGACAGAUAAAUCUCAAAGACAGCUCUAGAGCUUAAAUCUGAGAAAUUUACAAGGUAAUUCCCACAUACCUUUUUUAUUUAUUUAUGUUGUGACACUGAGAAGGAAAAAUAACAUUAAAGAAUUUGUUUGUUUUGGCCAAAACAAUGGAAAAUUGAAAUUGCAAAGUGCAGUAUGAAAAUGUUUGUGGGUUCUUUUUCCAUGAAAAUAUUAUCAUUUUAUUCACUUUGUUAUCAAAACAUUCAGCAAGUUUUUGUAAUACAAUAGCUGAUUUUUCUCUCAUAAUGUACCAACAGUAUGACUGUAGAAAAAAUAUAUAAAUUUUCAAUUUGCUAAGCUAAAUACAAUGAAAUCAGGAAUUGCCUGAGUAAAUGUAUAUGUAAGCAUACAUAGGAAUGAAAAAAAACACAAUGUGCAUAAAGAAUUUAAUUAGUAGAAUUAUUUGUGUUCUGAGUGUGCACCAAAAGGUUCUUUAUUUCAAUCAAAACCAAAACAUUGCAUGGUUAUCACCUCAUACAUGUAAUAUUUCAAUGUUAUAUUUUUCAAAUUUCAAUUCAUAAUUAUUAAAAGAAAAAUCCACUUUUCUUUUAAUACUUCAUUUAUUUCAAAUAUUGAAAAAAUUAUAUUAUGUGGUAAUAUAUAACAGCCAAAUUUGUAGC
Molecule: messenger RNA, 3110 nt
Organism: Gryllus bimaculatus (two-spotted cricket)
Lineage: Eukaryota; Metazoa; Arthropoda; Insecta; Orthoptera; Gryllidae
Source: the annotation of a GenBank genome assembly